Molecule: messenger RNA, 2774 nt
Organism: Siniperca chuatsi (mandarin fish)
Lineage: Eukaryota; Metazoa; Chordata; Actinopteri; Centrarchiformes; Sinipercidae
Gene: noc3l
Product: NOC3-like DNA replication regulator
Exons: 21
Coding region: 144-2600 (818 amino acids)
Biological process (GO): DNA replication initiation
Cellular component (GO): nucleolus
Molecular function (GO): chromatin binding
Source: RefSeq, a predicted model, not a curated record
GUUCCGCAGAGGAGGAGUCGGGUCCAGUGUUUCCGGGUUAUCGGUCUGAACCCGGGUCUCUGGGUUACACAUGUGGCGACGAGCCUCAGCUUUUCCACCAAAACACACCGAGAAGGUUUGAUAAAGCUUCGUGUCGAGCCGCCAUGGGUCCGCCUCGGUCGAAGAAGCGUCGUCCGACGUUCCGCCGCCUGUUGAAGACGAGCGGCGUGAAGCUGGAGAACAAACUGAAGAACCGCCAGCUGAAGCAGCAGAACGUCGCCAAGAAGCAGCGUAAAGAGCAGAAGAAGCUGAGGCAGGCGGUGAAGGACGCCGUCAUCAGGACGCCGCGCCCGCUGGAGACGUACAGGAAGAGACCCGAGGAAGAGCAGGAGGAGGAGGAGGAGUUUCUGGAGAGCCUGCCGACAGACAUGAUGGAGGACGAAGACCUGCAGCAGAUGACGGCGAUGGCUCGACGAGCGUCCUUCGUCACCAGAGACCUGUCGUCAUGCGGGCCGGUGCACGGCGGAAAGAAGCGGAGCUCAGAGGUGGUUCGGAGUUACGAGAAGGUUCCCAGGAAGAUGGCGAGGACGGAGGAGACGGAGGUCAUCCACCUGCUGCCAAUCAAAGACAAGACGGGCGUCGUCCCACAGAGCAUAGAGAGAGUCGUCCAAAAGCAGCCGGAGGAGGAAGACGAGGAAGAGGAUGCUGCCGACGAGCCGGAGGAGUUUGAAAACGAGGGGGAGCCACUGAGCGCUGCAGCGCUGACGGCAGAGCAGCGAGAGCAGCUCAGAGUUCACAAGAUAAAUGAGAAGAAACUGUGCAUCGCCAGCCUGGGAUCAGCCGUCAUGUCAGACCCCUACAGUAAUGUGAAGCGGCUGAAGGAGCUGCGUGGCAUGCUGAUGGAGUCGGACCCCUGUGUGGCGGUGACGGUCAGGAAGCUGGUGAUGGUUUCUCUGAUGGAGAUCUUUAAAGACAUCACCCCCGCCUACAGGAUCCGACCUCUGACCCCCGCAGAGAAGGCCACCAAGGUGAAGAAGGAAACUCAGCAGCUCCGAGAGUUUGAAGAAGGUUUGGUCAGUCAGUACAAGUUCUACCUGGAGGACCUGGAGCAGACCAUCAAAGACUGGAAGCAGAAGAAGAAGAAGCGCAGUCAGGCGGUGGGUUUCCAGUCGUACCUCGGUCUGGCUGAAGUUGCCGUUCGCUGCCUGUGCGAGCUGCUGCUCGCUCUGCCUCACUUCAACUUCCACAACAACAUCAUCGUCGUCCUCGUCCCGCUGAUGAACGACCCCGUCAGGAAGGUGGCAGGUAUGUGUUGCGAUGCGUUCAGGAAGCUCUUCCAGCAGGACAAAGUGGGCGGGGCUUCGUUGGCCACUGUGCGGGUCAUCUCCGGCCUCGUCAAGAGCCUCAACUACAACGUCAAGCCUGAGGUGCUGAGGACCCUGCUGAGCCUGAGGAUAAAGGAGGUGGAGAUGAAAAAGGACAUGGAGGACACGGCACCAAAGAAGAAGUUCAUGAACAACAAAGAGAAGAAGAAGAACCUGUCCAGGAUGCAGAGGAAGUGGAAGAAGGCGGAGGAGAAGCUGGAGAAAGAGCUGCUGGAGGCCGAAGCCUCAGAGAGCAAAGAGAAGAAGAUCAAACUGCACACAGAGACUCUGAACAUCGUCUUCCUCGUCUACUUCAGGAUCUUGAAGAAAGCUCAGAAGUCUGUUCUGCUUCCUGCUGUGCUGGAGGGCCUGGCCAAUUUUGCUCACCUGAUCAACCUGGAGUUCUUUGACGACCUGCUCAACGUGCUGCAGAACCUCAUCCAAUCAGGAGAUCUGACCAAUCGGGAGAGUCUCCACUGCAUCCAGACCGUCUUCACCAUCCUGUCAGGACAGGGUGACGUUCUGAACAUCGACCCGCUCAACUUUUAUUCUCAGCUCUACAAAAUGCUGCUGCGGCUCCACGCAGGGGCGCCCAAUGAUGACAUCAUCAUCGUGCUGCGGUGUCUGGACGCCAUGCUGACCCGCCGCAAGAAGCAGGUGACCCUGCAGAGGGCGAUGGCGUUCGUCAAACGACUGAGCACGCUCAGUCUGCACGUGCUGCCCAACGCCAGUGUGGGAAUCCUCGCCGCCAGCAGAGCCGCCGUGCACGCCUUCCCGAAGUGUGACUUCCUGUUGGAUAACGAGGUUCAGGGCAGCGGCUUCUACCUGCCAGAGCUCGACGAACCUGAACACUGCAACGCCCAAAACACAGCACUGUGGGAGCUACACACACUGCAGAGACACUACCACCCGGUCGUGCGGCGGUUAGCGGCCCACCUGUGUCAGGGAGCUCCCAGCGAAGGAUCGGCGUCGCUCGGUGCGGAGCUGAGCCGCAGGUCUCCGGUGGAGCUGUUCAACGUGUACAGCGUCAAAGACAUGACCUUUAACCCCCCUGUAGCUCCGCCCGCCACAAAGAGGAAGGUACGGAAGUCAAACGCACCUUCAGACAUUCAGUCAUUAUUGAUUCUGUGUACAGCCGCAGUUUUGUCAAUAAAGUUUCCUGUGGUUUUGAAAAUGUUCUUGUGUGUCAGGAUCGUUUUGUUGUCGGAGGGACGCUGCUGGACGCCGAACUGCAGAGACGAGCCGAGAGCGUCCUGACCGCCGGCGAGGAGACGGAGCUGGACUUUAAUACAACACACACACACACACACACACACACCGAGCACUGACACACACACACACACACACACACACUAUCUCUGUAGCUUCGUGUGCUGAAAGGUUUAACUCGUACUUCCUGUUGAAUAAAUGCUUUUUCGUGUUUUAUUGGAA